Messenger RNA from Protopterus annectens (West African lungfish), 1671 nucleotides. RefSeq names its product tumor necrosis factor receptor superfamily member 10B-like. Lineage: Eukaryota; Metazoa; Chordata; Ceratodontiformes; Protopteridae. Gene Ontology annotation, molecular function: protein binding. The record is from RefSeq and is a predicted model, not a curated record. Gene Ontology annotation, cellular component: plasma membrane; cell surface. Gene Ontology annotation, biological process: TRAIL-activated apoptotic signaling pathway; positive regulation of apoptotic process.
CUGUCAGUUGAGAGUUUACAAAAGUUUUGACAAAGCUACUUUAACAGCUGCUUAAGUUGACGUACGAUUCUUAUACAAGAAAGUCUGUGGAAAAAACGACUAAAUUUAACAGCUGAUAAAUUUAAGUAUUACUGGCUAGUCUUUGAGGGGAGAGUCUGCCUUAGAGAGUGGAUUAAGAAUUUAUGUGGAGAAGGCUUGCUAGUAACGAUGCGAGUUGCAUUUCUUUUCCGAGUUUUAUUUUUAGCGCUUGGUUUGUCUGUGACCCUUUCAAGACCAUUUUCUCAGGAGGAAAAUAUCACAGGAAGGUUUCUGAGGAAUAUUGCAUGUGAUCCUGAUCACCAUGCUAGUAAUGGUAUAUGCUGCUUGAACUGCCCCACAGGCACAUAUGUGAAAUCAUAUUGCAAAGAGGAGAACUCAACUGGGACCUGUUUCCGUUGUGCAGAUGGAAUAGGCUACACUGAACACCCAAAUGGGAUGGACAUGUGUCUGACUUGUAGUGUCUGUAACCCAGCUGUUCAGAGGGUGAGGUAAUGGUGAAAGAAUGCCAGCCUACAUCAGACAUUGAAUGUCAACCAGCAAGUGGGACACUUUCCCCAGGGGAAAUAGCUGCUGUUGUUAUAUGCAUAUUGGUACUGCUAAUUGUCGUGGCAAUUAUUUGGCGCUGUUGCUCCAAGAAACAUAAAAGGAAUCAAUCUUCUGAUGACGGUGACUCAGCUAAGCUAUCAAAAACACAGCAAUUGAAGAUGUGCUUCAAAAAUAGCUACCUCAAGAAUUUGAAAACUACAUUUACUGAAGAUAAAAAGCAGUCUGAGCCCCUUGUGCGAAACACACAACCUACAGAGUUGCAAAACAGUGACAACACGACCUACAAUGGGACACCACCUAUGAAGAUGCAAAAGUAUGAACCAGGAAAGAGCUGUACAGACCAUCACAGACAAAGACACGUUCUUGUUGCAGCAGAAAGUGACCCAAGAGAAGCUCUGAGGCAAAGCUUUGAUGUCUUUGUGGAAUUAGUACCUGCAAUAUCCUGGAAGCCAUUUAUGAGAUGCCUGAAGCUGACAGAUAAUGAAAUUUUCACAGCAGAGAAAAACAAUGAUGGUAACAGGCAAGAACAAUGCUUUAACAUGCUUUCAUGCUGGAUGCAGAAGACAGGAAGGGAAGCAACCAUAAAUGGGCUGUUGGAAAUGCUCACUACCAUGGAACUAAGAGGUGUGGAAGAGCAAAUCAGGGAUGAAGUAACUCGGAAAGGUUACUAUAAAUAUACCAUAGAGUAACAGUGACUGUUUUAUACACAGAGCAGCAGACAAGAAUUGCUUUCAAUCUAGUAUAGAGACAAGUCUGGCAAAGAGAAUCAGAUGUUGAUUCACUGUAAGGUGCGCAUUGCAACCUGUUGAGAAGACAGCUGCAAGCUGGAAAAGAACAAAACCAGUGAACUGUAACUUUGCUGCCUACUUCAAGACAUAAAAUUGCCUGCGCUUAAUUCUUCCAUGUGCAGUACCAGAAUAACAAAGUAAAUAGCUUAUUCAGUUUUAAAAAUGAAGCAGGGAUUCAAUACUCAUCCUAGCCUUAAAAGAUAAAUCUGCCUUUGAAAACUGAAUGUCCCUGCAGGCAGGGCCUGAUAAUGUAAUUAAGUGGAAAACAAAGUAUUUUUUGAUGUUAAUUUGUUUUGCA